Messenger RNA from Vitis vinifera (wine grape), 1979 nucleotides. RefSeq names its product geraniol 8-hydroxylase. The transcript has 2 exons. The record is from RefSeq and is a predicted model, not a curated record. NCBI's taxonomy places the organism in Eukaryota, Viridiplantae, Streptophyta, Magnoliopsida, Vitales, Vitaceae. The coding region runs from base 192 to 1688 and encodes 498 amino acids. Gene Ontology annotation, molecular function: heme binding; monooxygenase activity; oxidoreductase activity, acting on paired donors, with incorporation or reduction of molecular oxygen.
UUGUUUGACUUUUCUAAGCAGAUCAAUCAGUGAAGCAUACAAGGCGGCUAAAAAUGUGCUUGAUUUUAUAAAUGUUGAGAAAUCAUACCACUAUGUGGUGUUCAACAAUUCAUGGGUAACAAAUAGAGUUAUUUAUCUCUUUGCCUGGACCUCAAUUUAAACCUUCUCCCUGGGACGAGGCGCGGAGAGAGAUGGACUUGAUGAGCUAUUUGCUAUGUCUUCUUGUCGCCUGGACCUCAAUUUACAUCGUUGUCUCAGCUAGAAGAAGCAAAUCUGGUGCUGGCAAGCUUCCGCCUGGACCUGUCCCAUUUCCGAUCAUUGGAAACCUUUUAAACCUUGGAAACAAACCCCAUGAAUCCCUGGCUAACCUUGCCAAAAUUUAUGGCCCCGUGAUGAGUCUCAAGCUUGGCUGUGUAACCACAGUAGUCAUCACAUCUGCAACCAUGGCCAAAGAAGUCCUCCAAAAGAAGGACCAGUCCUUCUGCAACCGAACCAUUCCUGAUGCCCUCCGAGCCCUUAACCACAACCAGAUCUCCAUGGUGUGGCUACCCGUUUCCACAAAGUGGAGAACCCUUCGGAAGAUAUGCAAUUCACACAUAUUCACGAAUCAAAAACUAGACUCCAGCAACUACCUCCGCCACCAGAAAGUGCAAGACCUUCUAGCCAAUGUUGAACAAAGCUGCCAGGCUGGUGAUGUAGUAGAUAUUGGCCAAGAAGCUUUCAGAACUACUCUUAACUUGUUAUCAAACACCACUUUUUCUGUGGAUCUGGUAGAACCAAGUUCUGAUACUGUGCAGGAGUUUAAGGAGUUAGUACGGCAUAUGAUGGAAGAAGCUGCGAAACCCAAUUUGGCAGAUUAUUUUCCGGUUGUUAGGAAGAUCGAUCCACAGGGUAUAAGGCGUCGUAUGGCAAUUCAUUUUGGAAAGAUGAUUAAGGUGUUGGAUAAAAAGGUCAAGCAACGUCUGCGGUCAAGACAAGUGCAGGGUUGGAUGGCUAGCAGCGAUGUGUUAGAUACUCUUCUCAACAUCAGUGAAGACAGCAAUAAUUUUCUUGAUAUAACUCAUAUUGACCACUUGUUACUGGACCUAUUUGUUGCGGGGACUGAUACAACUGCGAACACAUUGGAAUGGGCAAUGGCAGAACUAUUGCACAACCCGGAAACACUGUUGAGAGUUCAAGCAGAGCUCCGUCAAACCAUAGGUAAAGACAAACUGGUAAAAGAAUCAGACAUCGCCCGACUUCCAUACUUGCAAGCAGUGGUGAAAGAAACCUUCCGAUUGCAUCCAGCGGUUCCAUUCUUACUCCCACGCAAAGUCGAAGUAGACACAGAAAUGUGUGGGUUCAUUGUCCCAAAGGAUGCACAAGUACUUGUAAAUGUGUGGGCUAUAGGCCGAGAUCCCAAUCUGUGGGAGAACCCCAACUUGUUUAUGCCAGAGAGGUUCUUGGGAUCGGAUAUGGAUGUGAGGGGCCAGAACUUUGAGCUAAUCCCAUUCGGUGCCGGUAGGCGAAUCUGUCCGGGGUUGCUACUAGGUAUCCGGAUGGUUCAAUUGAUGUUGGCUUCACUCAUUCACUCCAAUGACUGGAAGCUUGAAGAUGGGCUGACACCAGAGAAUAUGAACAUGGAAGAAAAGUUUGGCUUCACCUUACAGAAGGCUCAGCCCCUGCGUGUUCUCCCUAUCCAUGUAUGAGAUUGUUGACUCUUGUGCAUGGGAAUCAAUCUAUGGAAAUAUAAUGAAGGUAUGUGGCCUAGUGCUAUGCUACAAACUGUAUCAAUGGCAUAGCCAAUAAAAACCCACCAUUUGGCCAUGAUGCGUCAAUGAAAAUUGAAAUUACUUGGUGUAUGCCCAGAUGGGUGAACUUCAGCAAAUAGAAUGUAAUGGUGGUGGGAUCAUUGUAAACGAGAUAUGAACAGGCAAAAUUUCCCAAUGCAUAAUCAAACAUGCAUGUUCAGCAAAUAAAGUAGCCGGUUACUCAGUAAA